Molecule: messenger RNA, 822 nt
Organism: Melopsittacus undulatus (budgerigar)
Lineage: Eukaryota; Metazoa; Chordata; Aves; Psittaciformes; Psittaculidae
Gene: VMA12
Product: transmembrane protein 199
Exons: 6
Coding region: 28-609 (193 amino acids)
Biological process (GO): vacuolar proton-transporting V-type ATPase complex assembly
Cellular component (GO): endomembrane system
Source: RefSeq, a predicted model, not a curated record
UGUUGCCUCAGCGACGCCGGGCACAAGAUGGCGUCGGCCGUGCGGGCCGGGCCGCGGCUGAGGCGGGCGGCGGAGGGCCCGGAGCUGGCGGCGCUGCCCCGGGGGCUGCGGGACGAGCUCCAGGCCGCGCUGGGCUCCGAGGGCUCCGUGGUGCCCUUCCGGCUGCUGCGGAGCCUGCACGCCGCGCUGCGGGACGCAGGGUCCCCGCUGCGCCUGCAUGAGCUGCUGGAGGGCAGCGAGAUCCACCUGCCCGAGGUGCCGGUGCCGCCGCGGAACCCGGAGCUGGUGGCGCGGCUGGAGCGCAUCAAGGCCAGGCUGGCCAACGAGGAGUACCGGCGGAUGACCCGGCACAUCACCGGCAGGGAGACGAACGGGUCCUUGGCUGAGUUCGGGAGGCAAGUUCGCUCCAUCAAAGCCGUUGUCAUCACCGUCUUCAACUUCCUGGUGACGGUGGCAGCCGCCUUCGCCUGCACGUACCUGGGCAGCCAAUACGUGUUCGCAGAGACGGCAGCGCGGGUCCUGUCUGCACUCAUCGUGGCCUCCGUGGUCGGCCUGGCCGAGCUGUAUGUGAUGGUGCGGACCCUGGAAGGGGACCUGGGGAAGCUGUGACCACUGCCAGCCCUGGAGCCUUGAUUCGGGGCAGGUUUGUCUUCGUGCUCCCUGCAGAGCCUGCUGCAUCCCUCAGUCCUGAAGCCGGGAGUAACAGUCCUGCAGCGCGGGAUGUGGAUGGACUCCUGUAACCCAGCACAAAGAGGGGUUGAGCUCCCACUGUUCUCCUGCUCCUUUUAUCAUGGAAAUAAAUGACAGUGUGUUUGUAACCUG